AUGGCACAGCAAGAAGUGGAUGAAGGUUUAAAAGGUGAGACUUCAGAACAACGAGAAGAGCGGGAGCGCACCCUCGCAGCGGCUUGGGAAGCGAUGUUGAUAGAAGAAAUGGAUGGCUCGAUGAACCCACCGCUCACACAGGAAGCACCUAUUGCCCCAAAAACUGGAGAGAAGGACGAUUUCCAAUCACGCAUCCGGAACACUAUGAACAAGCUCAAGGAGAGCGAGUCAGGCUUGAAGUCGUCAGAUCCGAGCAGUUCUGCUACUAGUACUGAUCCACUCGAGGCGCUUUUAUCCCAAUUCGGAGGGGAGGAUGAAGAGGAGAUGCAGGGUGUCCUGGAAGCUAUGAUGGGCCAGCUUAUGGGCAAGGACGUCUUGUACGAGCCCUUGAAAGAACUUUCGGACAAGUUCCCGGACUACCUCAAGGCCAAUGCAACUACAUUAACGUCCGAUGAUAAGUCGCGCUAUGAUGCGCAGAUUGUCUGCAUGAAACAACUCCUUGAAAUUUUCGAAUCGAAAGAUUACACUGACGAUGACGACAAGACGAGAACUAAAAUUGUCGACCUCAUGGGCGAGCUUCAAAGACACGGGUCUCCCCCGGAGGAAAUCAUGGGCCCAUUGCCCCCUGGAUUGAGCAUGGGCGCUGAUGGUAUGCCAAAUAUGCCAGAUAACUGUAUUAUCAGUUAA
Suillus subaureus is the source of this 687-nucleotide messenger RNA. Its product is annotated as Pex19 protein. Lineage: Eukaryota; Fungi; Basidiomycota; Agaricomycetes; Boletales; Suillaceae. The transcript is spliced from 3 exons. The record is from RefSeq and is a predicted model, not a curated record. The coding region runs from base 1 to 687 and encodes 228 amino acids. Gene Ontology annotation, cellular component: peroxisome; peroxisomal membrane. Gene Ontology annotation, biological process: protein import into peroxisome membrane.